Messenger RNA from Prorocentrum cordatum, 2450 nucleotides. The record is from the annotation of a GenBank genome assembly. Lineage: Eukaryota; Dinophyceae; Prorocentrales; Prorocentraceae.
CCCAAGGUUCAAGAGAUUCUCCCCGUAAUCAGGCUUGAGCCAUUUUGGCUCAAGCUACUGCGGAAGCCAAGCGCUGCGCCGUGGAAACUUAGAUCCGUCCUAAAGAUGUGAACUCUUAUUGUUUGCUUGUCGGCGCGGAUGGGCGAAUAUUGGAAACACUUGGCUGCCAUCACCGUGUUCUUUCCCGUUGCGCUGUCCGUCGCAGCCUUGAUGGCCUGCCGAUGAACUGCCAAGCUCGGGGAAAGUAUCUUCCCGUCCAGCUGCGGCUCUCUGCAGGUCCUCCGUGACGUCAUUGGCACGCCCGGCGGUGUCCUCCGCACCGUUAUCAGUUGCGACGUCUUCCCUUUUGGCCUUAACAGCGCAGCUGGCGACGUCUUCCGCCCCAUCCAGAGUUUCGACGUCUUCCCGUCCAGUUUCAAUGCUACAACCGUCGACAUCUUCCAUCCAAUCUUCAGUUGCGAAGGCUUCCCUCCCAGUUUCGACGGCAGAAACCGCUACGACAUCGAGGAUAGUCACAGAACCAAGACACGCUCUUUUUGAGCCACUUAUGGAAAAACGAGGAGUGAAUCCAUCAGCGAAGGACGAAAUGUUUUUGUUUUGCCACGCAUGCUCCUACAACCUGAUGGCCGUACCAGCGUUCUGGUAUUCCGGACGUAUGGGUGCAUUUGGCAUGGUACCUGGGACUGAUCGUCACUUGUUCCGCUACGUGCCGCCUAUCUGGUCUUUUGCAGCGGUUUUCUCGCGCCUUGGGGCAGACGUGGUGCUGACGGUAGACCAGAAGGAUCAUUUUGAUGAGAUGCUGAAGAACUUCAGCCUGGUGAAGAAAAUGGGUAGAACACCCAUUUUGAUUGCGGUGAAUUGGAUCGAGUUGAAGAACAAGGGACUUAACGAUUUUCUGAAGAACGCUGGUUAGAGCGGUGCUUACAUGAUAAUGUGCAAUUCAGUGCCUUUCAUUUAGGGCGGUGAGAAAUUUUACAAGUCUUUGGUGAAGGGCUUGGCGAAGUUUAAUGCGGAUGAGUUCUGGGACUACUCUCUCGCAAACUUGGGGUAUUGCCGCGAACGCAAUAUGAGUAUCAAGAUGCGCUACGUACCACCCAGCGCUGCUGAGCCUCAAGACGUUGCGGUGGAUUUAAGCCUUACGCUCAACUAUGAUGGCACCGUCGGGUUUUUAGGGAAUCGGCCACUUCCCAGAGAAUGGAUUAGAUGGAGCACGAUCAGAACCUACAUGAUUUCAUUCAUGGCUGAUUCCUUGCAUGGGUUGCGCGCAGUCAUUAGUCAUGCUCCCGUGCAGAUAUAUUUCCACCGGGUCAUGGACCCUUUGAGUCCGCUUGAGUCAUUCCGCAUCUCCCAGCUUGCGACAAAUGGUGCUUGUGUAGUUUCACAGAGAUGGCAUCCAAAGGACGAGGCAAUGUUCGAGGGUGUUGUGCACUUUGCAGACUCCGAGAACCUCGAGUCGGUCUACAAGAACAUCAGCAGAGACGUGCGCGGGUGCCAGGCCAGGACGAGGGAGCUCUACCAGAAGGGGUUCGGUGCCUCGGUGCUGCUCGAAAAGUCCGGGUUCAUGAGAGAUUGGCGCGCCACAGGACACGGCGGCUUCCCUGGCUAAUGAUGUUGCCGUCGGUCCUUUUGCGUAUCGGGUGCUCUUGGGACGCGCUGAACACCAAGCACACCAGAGAGUGACGACAGCUGCGCUCGAAGCUGUAGUUGCACUCCAGCCCGCAGGCAGGCUCAACGUUUUGUCGAGCAGAAUCUGGUGAUUCAUGGCAGAUUAUUCCUUGGUAGUGUUGGAGUCUGGAAUCACCCGUUUUGUACUGCGUACAUGGUGCAUGUGCCACUUUGCAGAUCGUCCAAAUGAGCUCCUCCUCACUCGUAUUAAGUCGGGCCUGUCCUUCUACAGGGGGGAUAUUUUAUUUUACAUCCAAAAUCCGCCUGUAGGGGGACAGGCCCGACCUAACACUCGUGCCCUCGUCCUAAUAUUCCUUCUGAGGUACACAUCGUACUUGGAAGCUUGUAGUCCCAACCACGCCGCCGAGGCCUCCAGAAGUCACGCGUGAAGCCCGCGGCCCCGAUUCCUGGGCGCUCUUGGGCACUGCGCUCCUGGGAGAAUUCGAAGGGACCCGAUGACGCUCCAUUGUCAGUGCCUUGCGGCACGGUAGUGGAUUCACGUCUCUUUGGGAGACAUUUUCUUGCGCAUGGAAGCAUGACGGUGGCAAGUCCAAGUCGACAGCACUGUAAUGUUCUCCUCCGUUACAACGGACCAGAGUGGACAAGAUCAUAGCUGCGAGACACAUCAAGUUCUACAGGUUCUCUUCAGUCAUGGCACUUGUACCUUGCGCCCUUGCGCGGGCGCCACCAUAUUCGACUUCCAUCUGAACCGUUGGAGCUUUGUUGUAUUUUCUAAUGGACCGCGAUCUGAGUUCAAUUCCGCAGUGCACUGCUUGCGAGAAUAA